Molecule: messenger RNA, 1803 nt
Organism: Parascedosporium putredinis
Lineage: Eukaryota; Fungi; Ascomycota; Sordariomycetes; Microascales; Microascaceae
Source: the annotation of a GenBank genome assembly
AUGGAGGCGCGUCCGAAAGAUUGGGCGACGGCUCCGGAGAUCACUAACUUUGGACACGCCCUCGAAGGCAAGCUAAAGUUGAAGAGCCCUGAGUUUGUACAGCUCACCCUUGCCGCGCUCGCUGGAAUGCGAGACAAGUUUAUCGAAGCAUCAGAUCUUAUUUCCAAGUACGCUACUACAUCAGUUCAGCUGGCUCACUCAUCGCCAAAGCAAACAAAGCUACUCAAGACAUGGGGUAAAUUCGUGAAGCGGAGCCCCUCACCAAGGAGCAUACACGACGUUUCAACAGGUGCGGCCAGCGAGGCCAGCGAGGAGCAGCUGGUCAAGUCAAAGUCGCGGGCGGGAUUGAGCAUGAAGUGGAUCACCUCGGACAAAAGUGCCAUUCUUGUACUUCUGGAGAGCAUAGAAAAGACCAAUAACCUUUUACUCGAGCUCCUCCAUCCCAUGUUACAUCACCAGAUAGACCGGCGCGCCGAAAUGUCGAUCCUCGAUAGCGUUGAUCACGACACACUCAUCAAGACUGAAAGAUUACCUAAUGGAAGUAUGAUAUUUUCCAUCCAAAGUGGAGGCGGUGGGCAGAUGGAGAGCCUUCAGGACCUCAUUCGCCGAGAGAGCACCCCAUUGCCUCUCGGCCAUCGUUUCGAGAUUGCGAAACGCCUUGCCACUGCCGUGCUACGCCUUCACUCUGUUCGAUGGCUACACAAGUCGAUCCGUAGCGACAACAUCGUUUACUUUCGCAGCGAAGACGAGUCGAAUCGUCCUUUCUAUGAGCAAAAUGGCCAAUCAACGAGAACAGAACGCCCCCAUCGGGUCACCCCGACAACUUUGUCCCAUGCGUUGUCGGAUUUUUAUCUUUUAGGCUGGGACCUGUCGCGGCCAGAUCAUCCUUCUGAGCUCUCUGAGACCUUGUCCGUGUCAACGGCUGGCUUCCAGACAAAACGUGAUGCCAUAAGGUCGUACAGUCACCCUGAGGUCCAUCCGGAAUCGGAAACGAUGCGGCAGCGCUAUCGAUCUGAGUUUGAUAUAUACAGCCUCGGGCUGAUUCUCCUCGAAAUAGGGUUAUGGAGGACGAUUGACACCAUUCGUAUACGCUCCCAAAACGACUCAGAGUUUAGGCUCAAAGUUCAGACAGAAUACUGCGACAAGCUAUUGCCCAAGAUGGGUGAAGUUUAUUGGCGCGCCGUUCAACGAUGCUUGAACAACGAUUUCGGCAUCUCUGAAGAUGCUCUCAGUAGGAGUGAUUUUCCUCUUCAGCAAUACAUACCAUUCCUGCUCUCCAUUUCCCAGUAUCCCUGUUUUUGGCACCUUUAUACCAUCCUCACAUGGCCGCCAGCUCGAUGGCCUGUAGCAUUAAGUGUUGAUGCAGAACCCUUCAAAGCUGUGUCACACAUUCUCAUCCCCCUACCAAUCAGUGACGAGUCGCGGUCACUCCCCGGUCUUCAUCCACCCCACACAUGCGCUGACCCCGCAUCUCAAGCUCACUCCUCCCAGCAGAAUUUUAUCCCAGCACAGAGGGAUAAAAUGAGACUCUUAAAUGCCUGGACCCUGGAGAUCGAGGAGUUUGGUGCCCGCAAAACGCCGCCAUAUGCAAUUUUGUCGCAUACAUGGGGUGAAGGCGAGGUACUCUUGCAGGAUAUACAGGCCGGCAAAGAAAAAGCUCUAAAGGGAUAUCCCAAAAUCGCCGGCUGCUGCAAGCAAGCGAGAGAAGAUGGGUUUGAGCACGUAGUAAGUCUGGGAACGUUAGAUGAGAGAGGCAGUAUCAAGGAGAACACCCAUCUGGAUAGAUACAUGCUGUAUAGAUAA